GUGUCAGAUAUUCAUAUCAGUAAAUUUCAGGAUCCCAAACGAGCUCCUGACUUUGAAAAAUUCUGUUCUGAAACAAUUGAUAUAAUUCAGCCAGCACUUGUUCUAGCAACAGGUGACCUGACAGAUGCUAAGACAAGAGAUAAAGUGGGAUCUGAGCAGGUAGAAGCAGAAUGGAAAAUUUACCAGUCAAUCCUGAAGAGAUCAAAGGUCAUGGAAAAAACCAAGUGGAUAGACAUCAAAGGCAAUCAUGAUUCAUUCAACAUUCCACACCUGGAUAGCAUUUGGAAUUAUUACAGGAAAUACUCUGCCUGGCGUAAAGAUGGUUCUUUCCAUUACAUCCACACCACCUCUUUUGGGAACUAUUCAUUCAUCUGUGUGGAUGCUACACUGAGCCCAGGCCCUAAGAGACCCUACAAUUUCUUUGGAAUUUUAAACACGAAUCAAAUGAAAGAGCUGUCUUUGAUGGCAACAGCAAGUCUGCACAGCAACCAUACUAUCUGGUUUGGCCAUUUUCCCACCUCAACAAUCAUCUCCCCAGCCCCAGGAAUACGAACAUUAAUGAGUUCUGCCACAGCCUAUUUAUGUGGACAUCUCCACACAAUGGGUGGGCUGAUACCAGCCUUGCACAGUCAGCACCGCAGUGGCACUCUGGAACUUGAAUUGGGAGACUGGAUGGAUAACAGGAGGUACCGGAUCCUUGCAUUUGAUCAUGACCUCUUUAGCUUUGCAGAUCUUACCUUUGAAGAAUGGCCUGUAGUCCUCAUCACCAAUCCCAAAUCCUUCCUUUACAGCAGUUCUGCUCAUGAACCACUAGUCAAAAUUCGUUAUUCCACUCAUAUCAGAAUUUUGGCCUUCUCUCCUUCUGUCAUUACCUCCAUCAAAGUCUAUAUAGACGGAGUUCACUUGGGGAAUGCGCAUCAGGUGUCUGGCCCUCUCUAUGUACUGAAGUGGAGUCCACAAAACUACAGUGAAGGGUUCCAUCACAUAGAUGUGACUGUCCAGGAUGCUUCAGGAAGAAUUAGCACACGGAGUCAUAUAUUUGCUAUGGAAGAAAACCUCUCUCUUAGAUUUGGCUUUUGGCCAUCUUUUAUUCUUCUCACUGACCACAAUGUUCUAGCUUGUGUGCUCUUUGGACUGAUGGUGCUGAUUCAGAUCGCCUUGCUCGUUAUUUUCAGAUACCUCCGAAAGCCACCACUUAAAGAAAAGCCAGGAUUACUUACUCUGACCUCGUAUUCCCUUCACGUCUUCAGUAAAACAAACACCUUCUAUUACUCAAUUCUGGUUCUGAAUUUAUACACCCUUCUGGGACCCUGGUUUGUAGGUGAAUUGAUAGAUGGCCACUUGGGGGCCUGUUUUUCCUUUGGGGUGUUCGUUGGUGAUUCCUUCUUACAGGGUGGUGUGACAUUUCUGGUUGGGAUUUUACAGAUGUUGUUUUUCAACAUCCCAUUAAUGGCGUAUCUGUGCUGGUGCCUGUCGCUGCGAUGCCAGGGUCACAGCUUCUGUUCUCACAUUCGUCACGUCCGAUACCUCACGGCUGUGCUUGUCCACCUGACAAUGGCACUCCUCCUGGCCUGGCAGGUCUACUCCUGCUAUUUCCUGCAGCGAACCUAUGGGACUCUGGCUUUCUUCCUCUCCCCAAUGAGAACAUGGCUGGUGGUGCUGACCUCAGUUCUGAUUUAUAAAACCUGGACGCUGAAAUCAUCUAAGCUCAGAACUUACAUAGUAGAAAUGAAAAACUGUCAGAGCUCCUGA
Messenger RNA from Pterocles gutturalis (yellow-throated sandgrouse), 1752 nucleotides. It is a transcript of the gene TMEM62, whose product is annotated as transmembrane protein 62. Gene Ontology annotation, molecular function: hydrolase activity. The record is from RefSeq and is a predicted model, not a curated record. Lineage: Eukaryota; Metazoa; Chordata; Aves; Pterocliformes; Pteroclidae. The transcript is spliced from 13 exons. The annotation marks the transcript as partial.